AUGGCCGACCAAAUAUCUCCGGAACGUUCAAUGGACGAGAAGCACCCUUACACCUCGGGUUCUGAGCCUGCUCAUGCUCCUGGCCUCACCACCGAGGACUACGAGGGCAAGCCCACCGAGGAGGAGCGCAAGACUCUCCGCCGUAUCCCUGGUUCUCUGCCCACCGUUGCUUACUUGAUCUGUAUCGUCGAGUUCUGCGAGCGCGCUUCUUACUAUGGAUGUCAGCCCUUGUUCAGCAACUUCGUCAACCGUCCUAUGCCUGUUGGCGGUAACGGAUAUGGUGCACCCGCAGAAGGUACCCAGCAGACUGCUGGUGCCCUCGGUAUGGGUACUGUCAAGGCCAACGCGGUUUCUCAGUCAUUCUCCCUGCUGUGUUACGCCCUUCCCUUGAUCUUCGGUUACCUCGCCGACGCAAAGACCGGCCGUUUCAACCUCAUUUGCUGGGGUGUUCUGCUUUUCGGUGUUGCUCACGUUCUCCUCGUUGGUGCUUCCGCUCCCGGUCUCCUCGCUACCGGUGCCGCCAAGACACCCUUCUUCAUCUCCGUCUACCUGCUUGCCGUUGGUUCUGGUAAGUUUACUCCUAUUGGUUCUGGAAAAAGCAUCGUAUUAACGUGUCUUGCAGGUAUCUUCAAGCCCAAUGUUUCUCCUCUCCUCCUCGAUCAGAUGCCUGAGACCGUGCCCGUGGUCAUCACCACCAAGAAGGGCGAGAAAGUCAUUGUUGACCCUGAGGCUUCAACCGAGCGCGCCAUGCUCUGGUUCUAUCUUCUGAUCAACAUUGGUGGUUUCAUGGGUGUUGCCACUGCUUACUGCGAGAAGUACAUCGGCUGGUGGUUGGCGUUCCUCAUCCCUCUUAUCCUCUACAUUCCCCUUCCUCUUCUUCUCUGGUACCUUCGUAAGCGCCUCGUCCUCCACCCUCCUGGCGGUUCGGAUCUUCCCAACGUUUUCAAGGUUCUCAGCAUCUGCUUCCGCGCCGGAGGUCUUAAGAGAAUUGGUCGCCACGGAUUUUGGGAGCCUGCCAAGCCUUCAGUCAUCGCCGCCAGAGGCACUGGUUACUCAACCUCCUGGGAUGAUCAGUUCGUCGAGGACGUCCGCCGUACUUUCCAGGCCACUGGUAUUUUCUGUUUCUUCCCCAUUCAGUACCUCAACGACAACGGUAUCGGUUCCGCCGCUUCUUACCUGACCACUAUGCUCACUACCAACGGUGUCCCCAACGAUGUCAUCAGCAACUUCAACUCUCUGUCCAUUAUCUUGAUGGCUCCCGUUUUAAACUACGGUCUCUACCCUCUGCUUCGCCACUACCGCAUCUCGUACGGUCCCGUUGCACGCAUGACCACCGGUCUUGCUCUUUCCACCCUUGGUGGUGUCGGUUACACUGUUCUCAACGCAUACGCCUACAAGCUUGGCCCUUGCGGCAAGUUCGGUUCCAGCGAGACUUGCGUUGACGCUGACGGUAUCUCCCUCGUCGCCCCCAUCACCAUCUGGUGGGUCGCCAUCCCCUACGCCAUCGGUGGUAUUUCUGAGCUGUUCAUCAACGUCCCCGCCUACGGUAUUGCCUACUCCCGCGCUCCCCCCAAUAUGCGUGGUCUCGUCUCCGCCAUCAACCUCUUCUCCACCGCCAUCGCUUACCUCAUCGGUCUUGCCUGCUCGGCCGUCAUCAGAGACCCCUACCUCACCUGGGACUUUGGUGGUUGCGCCAUUGCCGGUGGUAUCCUCACCGUCGUCUUCUGGUUCCUCUUCAAGCACAUUGAUGACGAGGAGUACACCCUCUCCCAGCGCGACGACCACCACGUCACCCAGCAGGGCCACGACCCUACCAGGGAUGGCCACAACUCGCACAACCCUGUCAUUGGCACCGACCCUGACCAGGUUCUCGAGUACGAGAAGAAGGGCGAGAAGGUUCCUACCGCUUACUAA
Aureobasidium vineae is the source of this 1914-nucleotide messenger RNA. The record is from the annotation of a GenBank genome assembly. NCBI's taxonomy places the organism in Eukaryota, Fungi, Ascomycota, Dothideomycetes, Dothideales, Saccotheciaceae.